Messenger RNA from Polyodon spathula (Mississippi paddlefish), 1323 nucleotides. RefSeq names its product pyroglutamylated RF-amide peptide receptor-like. The transcript is spliced from 6 exons. Gene Ontology annotation, molecular function: neuropeptide Y receptor activity. Bases 1 to 1323 code for a protein of 440 amino acids. The record is from RefSeq and is a predicted model, not a curated record. Gene Ontology annotation, biological process: G protein-coupled receptor signaling pathway. NCBI's taxonomy places the organism in Eukaryota, Metazoa, Chordata, Actinopteri, Acipenseriformes, Polyodontidae. Gene Ontology annotation, cellular component: membrane.
AUGAAUGCCUCUGAUAAAAUGGGAUCUUUGAAAAUUUCUCCCGAGUCCCUGAAACAGCUUCUGGAGUUUUUUAACCUCUCGCGUCAGGACUUCAUUGAAACAUACAAUUUGCAGCCUCUGGUCUACAUCCCUGAACUGCCUCCCAGUGCUAAGACAGCAUUUGUUGUUAUUUAUGUUAUAAUAUUUGUCCUAGCUCUUGUCGGAAACAUUCUGGUGGUCUACAUUGUAGUCAGAAAGAGGACAGUGCGGACAGCUACCAACAUCUUCAUCUGUUCCCUGGCUGUGAGCGAUCUUCUAAUUACUUUCUUCUGCAUACCUUUUACCUUACUACAAAACAUUUCUUCAGAGUGGCUGGGAGGUGUCUAUGUAUGCAAGAUGGUCCCUUUUGUGCAGAGUACAGCCAUAGUGACUGGUAUCCUUACCAUGACUUGCAUUGCUGUGGAACGAUAUCAAGGCAUAGUCUAUCCACUGAAAAUGAAAAGGCAGUACACAUCAAAAAGAGUGUACAAAAUUCUAGGAGUGGUCUGGGUUGUUGCUGUAAUAUUAGGAUCCCCAAUGUUGUAUGUACAGCAGCUAGAGGUGAAAUAUGAUUUCCUGUAUGACCACCACCAUGUGUGCUGUCAGGAACGUUGGCGCACCCCUGCCCACCGCCAGGUUUAUGCCACCUUCAUCCUUGUGGCUCUGUUUCUCCUACCGCUGACCGCCAUGCUGAUUCUCUACACCAGAAUAUCCUUUGAGCUUUGGAUCCGGAAGCGUGUUGGGGACUCCUCUGUAUUCAACACAAUGAACCACAGGGAAGUCAACAAGAUUACAAGGAAGAAGAAGCGUGCUGUUAAGAUGAUGAUAACAGUUGUUUUGCUUUUUACUGUAUGCUGGGCUCCAUUUCACAUUGUGCACAUGCUCUUUGAAUACAAUGAUUUUGAAAAUGAGUAUGAUGAGAUCACAGUCAGCAUGAUUCUUGCCAUUGUGCAGGCAAUAGGAUUCUCCAAUUCCUUCAAUAACCCUAUUGUCUACGCCUUCAUGAAUGAGAACUUCAAGAAAAACUGCAUGGCUACCUUUUCCCAUUGGAUCUGGAGGCCAAACCAGAGAAACCAGGGAAUCAGCAUGGAGACGCCAAAGCUAAAUGUGCCUCCUUCUAACCCUGUGAGACGGGAGGCUUUCCAAGCACAUAGCCCGACACAGAGGGUUGAGUUUAAACUUUCUGAGAAUGUUGCAUUGGUACCGUCCAAUGAAGAAAAAUCAUCUGUAUUUGCGGAAGAGAGAACAUUUUCAGUCCAGCAUGAGUUACCAACUAACAUCCUUAGUCACAAGCAGAAUGAAUGA